Molecule: messenger RNA, 1974 nt
Organism: Leptonychotes weddellii (Weddell seal)
Lineage: Eukaryota; Metazoa; Chordata; Mammalia; Carnivora; Phocidae
Source: RefSeq, a predicted model, not a curated record
CGGUAGCGGGGGCGGUGUCGCUGUUGCCCUUUUAAGCCGCGGGGCCGCGGUCUCCUGCCGGCGGAGUCAGUUACAAAGAGAGCAGCCGCCCGCCGAGGCCUCGGUGCCCCUAGCCAUUUUUCAGCCGCGAUCCGACGUGGGCCUCGGCGGCGGGGAGAGGCGGAGCCGCGAGAGUGCGGCCCCAGGCCGGCCCUGUGGGGCGGUAGCGGCCGUGACGGCGGCUCUGGGCCCGGCUCCCCUUUCGCACCCCUCCUGCCGGAGAUGAGGGGAAGAUGUCCGUGUCAGGGCUCAAGGCCGAGUUGAAGUUCCUGGCGUCCAUCUUCGACAAGAACCACGAGCGAUUCCGCAUCGUCAGCUGGAAGCUGGACGAGCUGCAUUGCCAGUUCCUGCUGCCGCCUCCGUCACCGCCGGGCAGCCCGCACUCGCCGCCGCCGCUCACACUCCACUGCAACAUCACGGCUUCUGAAUCUGUUUUUCCCAUGUGGAAUGUGCCCCUUACCCCACCCCCGUCUGUCCUUCCACGUUUGACCAUCCCUCAAGGCUCUUCUAGGAAGUCGUAUUCAGUUCCUGCUGGUAUUUAUUUCCUCUUCCUCCCUUCUGUAAUCUUUACUAUUUACUGCUUUGGUUAUGUGUCCUUAUGUCCUAUUACAAUAGUUUUAGAUUUUUUUUUUGUAAGUUUUUUUUUAUGAUGGCAGGGGAGAAUAGUCUCUAAUCAUGCUUUUCAUCUUCCAUUCAGUAAAUGCUCAGUAAAUACUUGUUCUAUUUUAGUUCUAUUUUAGUUAUAUUCUGUAUGAACAAAAAUCUUAACUGUUGUGUAAGUUAACUGCCAAGAGUUUGUCAAAAGUGCAGAGAUAACAUCAAUAUAUAUUUUAAAUAUUUAAAUACUUAACAGGUCACUGGAUGGGAAAUCUGUAAUUUGAUUUCAUAUGAAAGACUAUCUUAAGAAGGAGAAAACAGAACUUACAUAGAUGUUUUACUGUUUAGGCCAAGGGAAUUGAGCUAAAUCUUUUUCGGUUAUAUAAAUUUGUCCUAAUCUUAAAUAUGAAGGGAAAGAAUGCUAUUUUCAACCUCAGGGAGUCUUUUUUAUUACUUGUUUUGUGUGAACUCAUGAUAUGAGGGAGUGUCAUGCAAACAGAUCUAAUUGCCAGUUAGUGCUAACAUUCAGUUGUUAACGCUCACACCUAAAAGCAAAGCAGCUUGUUUUAGUAACCUGUGUGGCCUUAUUGGGAGCUAGUAUAUGGCAUUCUUUUAGUCCUUUUGAAAUAUUUAAUAUAACUUGGCAACUUCAUUUCUCCUUAUAUGGACUUCUUGACAUCUGGUAACUCUUGGUAGGCAAUCAGUAUUUCAGAGUGAAAAAUUCCUCCCCCCCCAUGUAAAUUAGCUGGUAAACAAAUAAAACUUUAUGCUGAUUUUAUUGUUUGUGUGGCAUAAACCAUUACUCUUCUUGCAUGAGUGGCUAUUUACUAGACUACUUGUGGUAGCACAUUUUUAAUUUUGCUAAUUAAAUUUCUCUUGGUCAUAUCCACAGUCCCCUUUCCCCUCCCCACCUCACCACCAACAGCAAGGCACUGAAAUAACAAAUGUUAGAGCUCUGAGAGAAAAAGGUUUAGUCUAUACUUAGUAGUUGGGACUUUAAGCAAAUCACUUUUUCUACUGUUUUUCUGUAAAGUAGACAGUACUUUUUGUCCUGCAUGAAAGCUUAUAAAGAAAAGCUCUUUAACAAUAACAAUGUUCUCUACAAAUAUGAAAUUGAUGGGGUCAUUUGUGGCUGAAUAACAUUUUAUUUUGAAAAUGGUUUCUGACAGCUUUUCAUGGGAAAUAAAUCAAUGCUGUUAAUUUCUUAAUUUUUCAUGUUUCUAGUCUUUACACUGAUUAAAAAGUAGCCCCACCAAGGUUAUACAAAGAAAAUCAUGAACCAACUUGGUUAAAGAGCCCAAGACCUUGGGGCGCCUGGGUGGCUCAGUCAGUUAAGCA